Orussus abietinus is the source of this 1365-nucleotide messenger RNA. It is a transcript of the gene eIF2Bbeta, whose product is annotated as translation initiation factor eIF-2B subunit beta. Gene Ontology annotation, molecular function: translation initiation factor activity; guanyl-nucleotide exchange factor activity. NCBI's taxonomy places the organism in Eukaryota, Metazoa, Arthropoda, Insecta, Hymenoptera, Orussidae. Gene Ontology annotation, biological process: translational initiation. The transcript is spliced from 6 exons. Bases 285 to 1346 code for a protein of 353 amino acids. Gene Ontology annotation, cellular component: eukaryotic translation initiation factor 2B complex. The record is from RefSeq and is a predicted model, not a curated record.
UAAAACUGACUCCACGUUUUCCUUACGAAAUGACCAUCUAGCUACAUCCGAAUUCACUGAUGUUAUUAAAAAAAUUAGUGCCUAUUAAAAAAGUGAUUGAAAAUGACACAUGGCAUCGAUGUAAUUUCUAUGUUAAUUGCAAUGAAUGUAUUAUCGGUAAACUAUUUUUGAACAAUUUUUGCAUAGUAAUAUCGUUCGUGAAUGGACGGACGUUGUCAAGGACUAGAAAAUUUUUAACCAAAAACAGUGCCGUUUAAUUAGAAUAAUUAUACAAAUUUGUUAACAUGGUCAGUAACACAAAUGAUCAUGUGCACGACAAGGUGUUGAAGUUAGUUAGAAAUAUAAAUUACGGGGAAAUUAAAGGUACGUAUGACAUUGUAGAGUCAACAGUCUCGGUGCUGAAAGAGAUUGUCACAAGCGAGGAAUGGAAAACGGCAAAGGAAAUCAUGGAUAUAGUGACACAUAAUGGAAAGUACCUAAUUAACGCCAUUCCAUUGGAGGCUUGUAUCGGUAAUAUGGUACGAAGAAUAUUAAAAAUUAUUCGAGAAGAAUAUAUGUCCGAAUUAAAGAACAAAACUGAAGAGACGGAUCCCCAAGAAUCUUUGCAUAAAAUCCUAACGUCUGAAGGGGACCAAGACAUUGAUUUUACCUUGUGUGUGCCGUCCUUAAGAGCUGCACUCAUUGAACAUAUUAACGAGUUUGAAGUCGAGCUUGAAACAUGCUCUGAAAAUAUCACCCAACAAGCUCCAGAGCAUAUUCAUUCAAAUGAAAUUAUAAUGACUCUUGGUAGAUCAAGAACGGUGGAGGAGUUUUUUAAAAAGGCUGCAUCGACUCGAGUUUUUGAAGUUAUAGUAGCGGAAGGUGGACCCUUCUUGAAUGGUCAUGAAAUGGCUGUGAAUCUUGCCAAAGCAAAAAUCAAGACAACAUUAAUCUCGGACGCUGCAAUCUUUGCAAUGAUGUCACGUGUAAAUAAGGUCAUAAUUGGCACGCAUACGGUUAUGGCUAACGGUGGACUGAGAGCAAUUACUGGGUCUCAUACUGUCGCUCAAGCUGCAAAACAUUAUUCCGUCCCUGUUAUGGUUUUGUUACCAUUGUAUAAACUUUCCCCACUGUAUCUUUGUUCUUAUGAACAGGAUGCCUUUAACAGACACGUCUCACCAACUCAAGGUGUUAUCAGUGGUACAAACGCACCAUUGAUGGAAAAAAUUCAGGCAUAUAAUCCUGUGUUUGAUUAUGUUCCACCAGAACUGGUAACAUUGUUCAUUUCAAAUUCAGGUGGAAAUGCUCCUUCAUAUAUUUACAGGCUUUUAAGUGAACUAUACCAUCCUGAUGAUUAUGAGUUAUAAUAAAAUAAUUUGUAAAAAA